UGCUGACCUGCAUCAACCCAGCCCUUGGGACUCCUCUCCCCUUCCACCUCCUGCUUAUCUCUGCUUUGGGAUCUGUCGCUAUGCGGACGGUGCGCAGGCCGCGGCCCGCCGUGGCCACAGUGCUGCUGGCCCUGCUCGCCUGCCUGGGGGCGCUGGUCGACGCCUACCCCACCAAGCCCGAGCAUCCGGGCGCAGACGCCACGCCGGAGGAGCUGAGCCGCUACUACGCGUCGCUGCGCCACUACUUCAACUGGGCCACUCGGCAGCGGUCUGGGAAACACGAUAGCCCGGAAGCGCUUCUCUCAAAACUGCUCUUCCUCGAUGGCCAGGACAGCUCAGUCAAGUCGCGGUAA
Messenger RNA from Rhinolophus ferrumequinum (greater horseshoe bat), 353 nucleotides. It is a transcript of the gene PYY, whose product is annotated as peptide YY. The record is from RefSeq and is a predicted model, not a curated record. Gene Ontology annotation, biological process: neuropeptide signaling pathway; feeding behavior. The transcript is spliced from 3 exons. Gene Ontology annotation, molecular function: neuropeptide hormone activity; neuropeptide Y receptor binding. Gene Ontology annotation, cellular component: extracellular region. Bases 81 to 353 code for a protein of 90 amino acids. NCBI's taxonomy places the organism in Eukaryota, Metazoa, Chordata, Mammalia, Chiroptera, Rhinolophidae.